AUGCCGAAUAAAACAAAAAAAGAUAAGGAGUCUCCAAAGUCUGGUAAAGUGGGGAAGAGUGGAGGACAGGAUAAUUCAGAGCAUGAGCAGAGCUCAAACAGGAAAGCAAGCAAUAGCGUCCCUCCUACUACUCAGCUGCUAAAGGGGAAGCAGCCAGGUUCCCAAACACCUGUCAAAAAGGACAAGAGACAGAGUUCCUCUCGCUUCAGUCUGAGCAACAACAGGGAGCUCCAGAAACUGCCUGCGUUUAAAGACGUGCCCCCCGCAGAGCAGGAGAAGCUGUUCAUCCAGAAGCUGCGUCAGUGCUGCGUCCUCUUCGAUUUCGUCUCUGACCCGCUGAGCGACCUAAAAUGGAAGGAGGUGAAGCGAGCCGCGCUGAGCGAGAUGGUGGAGUACAUCACCCACAACCGGAACGUCAUCACCGAGCCCAUCUACCCAGAGGUGGUUCACAUGUUUGCUGUGAAUAUGUUUCGGACGUUGCCGCCAUCUUCCAAUCCUACUGGUGCAGAAUUUGACCCAGAGGAAGACGAGCCCACGCUAGAGGCCGCAUGGCCUCACCUACAGCUCGUCUAUGAAUUCUUCCUACGAUUCUUAGAGUCUCCCGACUUCCAGCCAAACAUAGCCAAAAAGUAUAUUGACCAGAAGUUUGUAAUGCAGCUCUUAGAACUGUUUGAUAGUGAAGACCCCAGGGAAAGAGACUUUUUAAAGACCACUCUGCAUCGCAUCUAUGGCAAGUUUUUGGGCCUGCGAGCGUACAUUAGGAAACAGAUUAAUAACAUAUUUUAUAGGUUCAUUUAUGAAACUGAGCAUCAUAACGGAAUAGCUGAAUUACUGGAAAUACUAGGCAGCAUAAUCAAUGGAUUUGCGUUACCGUUGAAAGAGGAGCACAAGAUAUUCCUGCUGAAAGUCCUGCUGCCUUUACACAAAGUCAAGUCUCUUAGCGUCUAUCACCCACAGCUGGCCUACUGUGUGGUACAGUUCUUAGAAAAGGACAGCACCCUGACAGAACCGACGGUGAUGGCUUUAUUAAAGUACUGGCCAAAGACCCACAGUCCCAAAGAGGUCAUGUUCCUCAACGAACUGGAGGAGAUUCUCGACGUCAUCGAGCCGUCCGAGUUUGUCAAAGUCAUGGAGCCACUCUUCAGACAGCUGGCCAAGUGUGUGUCCAGUCCACACUUCCAGGUGGCGGAGCGGGCUCUAUACUACUGGAACAACGAGUACAUCAUGAGCCUGAUCAGUGACAACGCCGCCAAGAUCCUGCCCAUCAUGUUUCCAGCGCUGUACCGCAACUCCAAGACCCACUGGAACAAGACAAUCCACGGGUUGAUCUACAACGCCCUGAAACUCUUCAUGGAGAUGAACCAGAAGCUGUUUGAUGACUGCACUCAACAGUUCAGGGCAGAGAAAAUCAAAGAGAAAGCCAAGUGGAAAGAGAGAGAAGAGGCCUGGCUGAAGAUUGAGAAUCUAGCAAAGUCCAACCCACAGUUUGUGACGUACGUUGACGCGAUAGAGUCAGGCAGUCCGAUGGACAUGGAGACAGACGGGCCGAUGCUGGACGAUGUCAACAUGCUAAAGAAAGCAGUAGAAGAAGAAGCCACACAGAUCCUGAAGGAUCAGCGCCGUGAACGUCCACUGAUGCGGAGGAAGUCCGAGCUCCCCAAAGACAUCUCCACCGUCACGGCCCUGGAGCUGCACCGAAGAGCCGAGGAGAUGAUCACGCACGACGGCCACUGAGAGACUCCCCCCGUCCGCCGUAAACCAGCAGCGUCCACAGAGGAGAACGCCCCCCCUUCCCCCCCGCCCUCCUGGACCCCCACCUCCACCCUGCACAACAACACAAGUCUGGUCUCCCGGUCCAGCCCAGCACAAGUCGCACCUGAGCGGCCGCAGCUCCACCCGACACAAGCCAAACAUCCAGCCCCUGAUUGGCUGCCCAGGACAGGUGGCGCUCGGCCCUUCCUCACCCCCCCUCCCUCCUCCUCCUCCUCCUCCUCCUCCUCCUCCUCCUCCUCCUCCUCCUCCUCCUCCUCCUCUCCUCCAGCAGAGACGUCUGCGGUGCCGGACAGUCCUGCAUGGCCAAGAAACGCACCAUUUCCUGAACUGCAGCCAAGAUACUCUCGUGUUGAUAUCUCCCUCCCCUCCCUUGUUUCUCCCCCCCCCUUCGUCCUCUCAACUUGUGUUUUCGGGGUGUUUUGCUGCCCCCUUCUGGUCAUUUUUCUCAGGUGUUCUGUUCGGUGUGUGAGCUGUCUUUUUCUUCUUGCCUCUUUUUUAUAGAUGUCAGGUGCUUGUCCGACUGAUACGAGCCCACAACUGUAAACCUCCACAGAGCACGUUUUUGUUGAGUUAAAAAAAAAAAAGAAAAAGAAAAAAGAAGCGUCAGCUGAUGAGAGAACGUCAGUUUCAGUGUAUUUAAAAUGAGCUAUUUUUCCUCAUGACAUUGAAACUCAACAGCUGUUUCUAUUUUCCCUACAUAGAAUAUUAGGAGCUCAUUUCAGAGUGAGAUUUAAAAAAGGAGGAAAAAAAAAAGGAACACUUCCUGUCUGUAUAACUGAUCUAUUGCUUGCUAUUAUUUCACUUCCCAUUAACUGUGAAGAUUUGUUGUGUUUAUCAGGACAGGGUCGCCCAUUUAUCUGGAUUAAAAGCAUAACAUUACAGCUGUGUCACACAGGGCCGGCCUGACUGAGGUCCAGGCUGCGGCUUUUUUCUUCUAACAUCUUUGUUCCCAUGUAGAAGCCGAGUUUGGUGCCAACGCUUAUUUAUUUAGUUUAAAAAGAAAAAAAAAAAAAACAGAGAAAAGAAAAGUUGGCACAGGCCGUGUGUCUGGUCGGGAUAAGUUCGCUUCAUGUUCAGAUCCGGUUUAUUAUUUUCUCCUGGAUGAGCCGAGCCCGGUUCCCUGCAGCCAGUUACACGAUAAGGGGGAUUGUGGGAUUUAUUUUUAGUUGCCCCUUCACAUCCAGCCAUUGUAGGCGUGUGUUUAACAUGGCCAUUAGCAUUCAGUACAUGUCAGUCAUUCAUGUGAGGCUUAAGAGAGGUGGGAGAGAUGCCGCCGCCGCCGCCGCCCGUCUGGGAUUUCCACCAGGCGUCAAGCAGGGACAGAAACUGUGCUGAUGGUGAUGGAUUUUUCUACUCUUCUGCAGCCAGUCCCUUUCAUUUUGAGAAACGCCCUGUAGAUCGCUUCACAGAGGAGGGAUGUUUGGUUAGAGCAGGUCAAACAGAAGCCUUUCUUUUCACAGUGCCUUUUGUAGUCUGAGGAGGGUUUAGAACUCAGCUGAGAACCGAGUAGCACGAACUAAAAAUGUCGGAUGAUUAUUAAAAAAAGAAAAAAAACGCUAUCAUCCUAGUUUCCAGAAGAAAUGGAAAGAGUUGUGUUUGAGUCUGUUCCGCUCGGACUGGAAGCUGCGGCCCAGAGAGCGGAGGCAGCGUGGACGCCCCCCCCCCCCCCCCCCCCCCCCCCCCCCCCAGAACCACUUCAGCAAAGAAGCACUUCCUGAUUAAACUUGAAAGAAAAGAGAAGAAACAAGCAGUCGAGAGUUGAAAUCCGUGAUGCUGUCUGUCUCCGGUGUGUGGGGCCGCCUCUCCACGGUGCCUGUCGCCUCCACUUCCCCCGCUCCUCUCUGGAUCUCUACCCCCCCCCCCCCCCCCCCCCCCAUUCAUUUAAAAAAAAACGAAAAACUCAAUUCAUUUUCUUUCAUCUGCUUCUGGAUGCUUGCAAGCUGUUGUUUUUUUUGUUUGUUUUUGUGUUUUCUCGAUUCCUCCUCCGCCUGCCGAAACCUCUCGUCAGUGUUUUUGACUGAAUGUGCAAACUGUAAAUAACAACUGCCGUCACAUCGUUUCCUUCUCUCCGUGUUUGUCUCGAAGAACAACAGUCGCCAGAGGCCCCCGUCACGGUGAACCCCCGCCCCGCGCCGCCCCCUCGGUGACCUUUAACCUCUCACUUGCUCGGCGGUGGCUGCCGUUCUUCUGGAAAUGGCUUUAAUAAUGGCUUCUUUGGAGCUCUCUUCAUUUCACGUAAAGCUUUUGUUUUCGUUUUCAUCGGAAAGAGUUAUUACAAGUGUCCUUUAGUAUAAGUCUCAUACUAAAUGGCUUCACCUAAUAUUGUACAUAUAAUGUACUUUUAUGUUAUAACUAUUAUUAAAUGGUAGAUUUCAUAUUUUGUACAAAAUAUCCGGUGUACAGAAUACAGAGGUUAUUAGCAGCUGCAGGCCGUUGGUAUCUGGCACAGAGUUCAACACAUGGAACUAUUUACAGUUAGA
This is a messenger RNA of Salarias fasciatus (jewelled blenny), 4253 nucleotides long. RefSeq names its product protein phosphatase 2, regulatory subunit B', gamma b (gene ppp2r5cb). Bases 1 to 1734 code for a protein of 577 amino acids. NCBI's taxonomy places the organism in Eukaryota, Metazoa, Chordata, Actinopteri, Blenniiformes, Blenniidae. Gene Ontology annotation, biological process: signal transduction; protein dephosphorylation. Gene Ontology annotation, molecular function: protein phosphatase activator activity. The transcript is spliced from 16 exons. Gene Ontology annotation, cellular component: protein phosphatase type 2A complex; nucleus; cytosol. The record is from RefSeq and is a predicted model, not a curated record.